GUUGAUGGUGUACUCUUGCCGUUUUAUGUCUCAGAAACUAAUCUACGAAGAUGAAAUUACCUCUGACAUCAAAAAUGAAGCUGCUUUUAAUAAAACUGAUAAUGGCAACUUUAAUGUCCUCCAGAGCAGAUGUUUUGAAAAGCUCGCUUGCGAAUGCAGUGCACCGGAACAUCAGAGCUUUGUCCUUUCCGGAAGAGAGCGAAAUGGGGCUCUUUUUCGCCCUCGCCAUUCCCCUGGACGAUCCUGUGUCGACAAAAUCGAUUUCCGUUGCGUUCUUCUUCGAGGCCAAUUAUGAAUUACCCAAUAACAUCACGGAAUUUCAAUCGAGCGUGGAGAGCCGUCAACAUCGGGACAAACGGUUUGCAGGUCAACGACACUCAAUAAAUCGCAAAACGAUAUACGCUGUAUUGGAGUCUAAGUUCGAAUCAUUGGGAUUUCCUGGUAAGCAAUGUCUCUUGAGAUAUAUUUGUGAAACGUCACGAGAACCUCUGCAUCAACACAAUGGUCUCAUCGGUGAUUUGAUGCACAUCACGUUAACGUAAGACUUUGUUGAAUGUAAAAUAAUUAUCAACAGUAUGUUCACUUUUCACAAAAGCGUCGUAGUCAUUAUUUAAAAAAACAUCAGGACAUCUUAUAUAUAUAUAUAUUUAAAUAGGGUCAAUGCAAACAAUAUAACUAAUUUUUAC
Messenger RNA from Leptopilina boulardi, 686 nucleotides. RefSeq lists its product as uncharacterized. NCBI's taxonomy places the organism in Eukaryota, Metazoa, Arthropoda, Insecta, Hymenoptera, Figitidae. The record is from RefSeq and is a predicted model, not a curated record. The transcript is spliced from 4 exons. The coding region runs from base 51 to 542 and encodes 163 amino acids.